UUGCUCGAGUAUAAUAGGUCAUCUCUCUCUCUUCCUUUUCACUCCUCUCUGUCGCCUCUCUCUUUCUUGAUGCCGAAGCCGAAGCCACGAAGAAGAAGGAUUCAAACCUAUCGCCACUGAAGGAUCUGGUGUAAAUUGAUGAUUUUAAAAGGGAAAGAUUCUUCGAACGUCAACGUGUCCAAUCUACCAUUAGUUACAGAACUCAAUCGAGACGACGGGUGCCGGGAACAGUAAACGGCGCACUCCGGCGUAGUCUAGUCCUCUCUCCAUCAUCUUUACUCCGACUUUCGAACGAUCAUCUCUCCACAUAUUUCAUACCCUGAUCUCCGAUUCCAAGAGUAACCAUGAACACUACGCAAAGAACUUCAUCGGGGUCAUCACAAAGCCCUAGAUCUCCAUCUUCACAACCGCCAUAUCUGUCAGUUUCAGUCACGGAUCCUGCUAAAAUGGGCAAUGGCGUCCAAGCGUAUAUCUCCUACAAAGUCAUCACCAUGACAAAUUUACCCGAGUACCAAGGACCAGAGAAGAUUGUUAUUCGGCGUUUUAGUGAUUUUGAUUGGUUGCAUGACCGUCUUUUUGAGAAGUACAAGGGUAUCUUUAUCCCUCCUCUUCCUGAGAAGAACACCGUAGAGAAGUUUAAAUUCAGUGCUGAAUUCAUUGAAAUGAGGCGUCAAGCAUUGGAUAUAUUUAUUAACCGGAUAGCUUCACAUCAUGAGCUACAGCAAAGUGAGGAUCUGAGAACCUUUUUGCAAGCAGAUGAACAGACAAUGGAUAGAUCAAGGUCUCAGGAGAGUGGGAUUUUUAAGAAGAAGCCAGCUGAUUUGAUGCAAAUCUUCAGGGACGUACAAUCGAAAGUGAGUGAUGUUGUUCUUGGAAAAGAAAAGCCAGUUGAAGAAUCAAAUCCCGAGUAUGAGAAACUGAGACAUUACAUCUUUGAGCUUGAAGAUCACCUAGCUGAAGCUCAGAAGCAUGCCUAUCGUUUGGUAAAGAGGCACAGAGAGUUGGGACAAUCGCUAUCUGAUUUUGGAAAGGCAGUCAAGCUUCUUGGUUCUUGUGAAGGAAAUGCUCUUGGGAAGGCAUUUUCUGAGCUUGGAGCAAAAUCGGAGAUGUUAUCAGUUAAACUUGAAAGGGAGGCUUACCACCUCUUGAUGAAUUUUGAAGAACCUUUGAAGGACUAUGUUCGUGCUGUGCAAUCCAUCAAAUCUACCAUUGCAGAGAGAGCCAAUGCUUUCAGGCAGCAGUACGAACUCGGUGAAACAAUGAAGCUGAAGGAAAUAGAUCUGAACAAACUCAAGCUAACACGCUCAGAAAGGAUGCUCGAUGCCGAGUAUGAGUAUGAAGAGUUGAAGGGCGAUAGUGAGGAAGCAACAAGAAGGUUCGAGGUAAUCGUGCAGCUAAUGAAUGAGGAGAUUGUGCGAUUCCAAGAACAGAAAACAUUAGAUAUGGGUCUUGCUUUCCAUGAAUUUGCCAAGGGACAGGCACGCCUGGCGAAUGGUAUUGCUGAUGCCUGGCGAAGUCUCCUUCCCAGGCUUGAAGCUUGCUAAGAAAAUGGACAGUCCAGGGUACGUGACUUCCUCUGCAACCCAGAACAAAACCCCUGUUCUUCCAGUUCCUCUGAAUGACUCGGGGGCAAUUUUUGCGUUGUAAAGACUAACCGACUAGGGAGUUAUAUCUGCCAUUACAUUGUAUGAAAUGUGUUGGUUUUUGACAACUAGUUCUGGAUCUCCUAGAACACUUAUAGAUUGCAGCAGUUGGAUAAUUUCUCGUGUCUUGAAUUUAAGAUCCAUACUUACAUUCAUAUAGGUCUCCAGAUCUUGCAAUGCCGGGAAUCUUGCAUUGGUUGUUCUUUUUUUCACCUUCAUUUUAUUGGCAUUUAUUGGUAAAUACCCGCUUCCUUUUUUUUACCUAGUGUAAGAUUGUGCCUAGAAAGUGGGUCUCUUGGAUGGGAUUUAUUUAGUGUGAAAUAAAACAUUUG
Molecule: messenger RNA, 1975 nt
Organism: Ilex paraguariensis (yerba mate)
Lineage: Eukaryota; Viridiplantae; Streptophyta; Magnoliopsida; Aquifoliales; Aquifoliaceae
Source: the annotation of a GenBank genome assembly